AUAGAAUGGGGUAGCGUGGAUAAGGCACGAGGCCCUGGGAUUUCCUGUCUGGAUUCUCUCAUGACAUGGCUCUCUCUUUCUCUUUCUCGGCCAGCGCACCACAUUUAUGGAAGUGCAACGUCGGAUUGCAUUGCCUGCCUCCAAUAAUCAAUGUACAUUAUGUCUACAGUUCCUAUGUGCUCAAACAUCUUCUCUAAAGACCAUGUUCUUACUAUCACAAAAUUGAUUAGACAUAAUGAGAGAGGUAUUGCAGAUGGUAACGUCUCCACUGGAGAUGUGUUUAGGUGCUUUUCUUCAUCUAUUGCUGGAGAUGUAGGAAGGAGAUGGCAUGUCAUGCGUCACACUGGUGAAUUAUGUGCGAAAGCAAAGAUGGGUGAAGGAGCCGAUGUUUUUUGCACAGUCCAGAACAGAAGGCCUAUAACAUUUCAUGCCGGUAUCGAAGAACCUGUUGCACACAGGGUUUAUAGUAGAGAGGGCCCAGAAAAAUCUUAUUCGAAAAAUGUUUUACAAAGAGAUAAAUCUUGCGGGGAAUCCUAUGGAUCAAAUACAAGUACUAACGAGAGGCAACUGAAGGCAUUGGAUUCUUACUUUAGCAAGCUUCAUAAUGAAAUGAGUGGGCCACCAAGUAUGCCAAAAAAUGAAGAGUAUCAGAUGGACCCCUCGUCUACACAGUUGCUGGAUAAAAUGAUAAAAUCAGUUGACGGAAGUAAUCAAUUGAAAACAAAGAAGGGAAUUGGCUCCCUAGAUGAUUAUUUUGACAAGCUUAACAUGGGAGUACACCCACCAAAGAAAAAGCUAUCUAGUUUUGAUGAAAAAACCACAGACAGUAAUGAAAAAAGUGCACCACCCUCCAUAAGCGGAGAACGUCAUAAGAGAAGUGAAGAAAGGAUCAAUGAAUUGAACAGUUACAUGCUGUUAGAAAGCAAGAAUGAUGAGAAUGGUCUAUCGGCAUAUGGUGAUGAGAAUUUUCAAGACCUUCAACAUGAUGAUGAAGCCUCUGAUCUUUAUAUGAUAAGCAUUCUUGCUUCCAUAAACAUUGCUGUCUUCUUAUUUGAGAUAGCAAGUCCAAUAGGGAACUCUGAUGUGGAGCGCUUGUCCCUUCCUUUAAUGUAUGGCGCAAAGAUAAAUGAAUUGAUUCUGGGUGGUGAGUGGUGGAGGCUAGUAACACCAAUGUUCCUGCACUCCGGAUUUCUACAUGUUGCUCUAGGUUGCUGGGUGCUUCUUACAUUUGGGCCUCAAGUUUGCAGAGGAUACGGUUCAUUCACCUUUUUCUUGAUAUAUAUAUUGGGAGGGAUUUCGGGCAACUUGUCAAGCUUUGUUCACACUCCAGAGGCAACUGUUGGUGGGACAGGUCCAGUCUUUGCCAUACUCGGAGCUUGGUUCAUCUACCAAAUUCAAAACAAAGAGAUGAUUCCGAAAGAGGAGAUGGAGAGUAUGUUUCAGAAGGCAGUGAUCAUCACUGUUUUGACCUUUAUAUUGAGUAAUUUCGAGCGAAUAGAUGACUGGACCCAUCUGGGGGCAGCUUGUGCAGGUCUUGUUUAUGGAUUCCUCACAUGCCCAGCACUGCAACUGGAUGAUGCAUCUUCGAAGAAUGGUCAGGAAGAUGGAAUCGCACUCAUAAGACGACAGGCCGAUCCUUGUAAGUCACUUUUUACAUUUGUCAUCUUCAUUCUCAUUUUGAGUUCCUUAUUUUUCUUUUUUGGAACAUUGGAGGUGAACAGCUUUGUAUAGGGAAGAGGAGUGUAUAGAUAAUAGGAGGUAUGAUCCGGGACGAAUUCUUCAUUCCUUACUACAGUAUGAAUUUUGGUGGGGCUGAAGGUCUAUCUUUGAUCGAAAAGACCAUUGGGUUGUAGGAAUCAGCCAUAGACUGCACAAGACCCAAAAGUAGCUAAGAUUAGAUAAACAACAUACAAUUAAGGGCAUGCAAAAUGGAUGGCUAGAGUAAACGUAAUCUUACUGUCCAUUUUGCUGGCCCUUACUUGGAUGGCUGCAAUCAUCCGAUCAGAGUGAUGUUGGGGUCAUGUUGAAUCCAUGAUGGCCCACUCCUAUCCAAUGGUUCAACCUGAUCAUAGCUAGACCGCACAUGAAAAUUUGUGCAUCAAUAGGGUAUAAACAAUUCGUACUGGAUCAGGCUCUAGAUUGUAUAUCAGAGUUUAACUUAGUUUUGUUUAUAAAAGUACGGUGAAUACUGAAUUGGAAUUGUAAAUAUUCUCCUUCCAGUACUAAUCGCCUUCAAGAAGUGAGCCAUCAUUGUUGGAUCA
This is a messenger RNA of Magnolia sinica, 2261 nucleotides long. Its product is annotated as RHOMBOID-like protein 9, chloroplastic. The record is from RefSeq and is a predicted model, not a curated record. Gene Ontology annotation, cellular component: membrane. NCBI's taxonomy places the organism in Eukaryota, Viridiplantae, Streptophyta, Magnoliopsida, Magnoliales, Magnoliaceae. Gene Ontology annotation, molecular function: serine-type endopeptidase activity. The coding region runs from base 151 to 1731 and encodes 526 amino acids. The transcript has 7 exons.